UGCAGCUGCUUUCUGCGGUCUACUGCCUGCCCCCGUCACACCCUUGCCUAUAUAAGCCCCGGCUCUCCCUUUUUUCUGCACUUCUUCCUUGUGUCUGAAUCCUCAUCGUCAGUAGAAGGACAAGCAGACAAAAUGCGUGAGUGUAUUUCUAUGCAUGUUGGCCAAGCUGGAGCCCAAAUGGGCAAUGCAUGUUGGGAGCUGUACUGUCUUGAACAUGGGAUCCAGCCAGAUGGUCAGAUGCCGUCUGACAAGACUAUUGGUGGAGGGGAUGACUCCUUCAACACCUUCUUCAGUGAGACCGGGGCAGGAAAGCAUGUUCCCAGAGCCAUCUUUGUUGACCUGGAACCCACAGUCAUUGAUGAGGUGCGUACAGGAACCUACCGUCAGCUGUUCCACCCUGAGCAGCUGAUUACAGGAAAGGAGGAUGCCGCCAAUAACUAUGCUCGUGGUCACUACACCAUCGGCAAGGAGAUCAUAGAUCUCGUUCUCGAUAGGACACGUAAACUGGCUGACCAAUGCACUGGUCUGCAAGGUUUCCUCAUCUUCCACUCCUUCGGUGGGGGUACCGGCUCUGGUUUCACCUCCCUACUUAUGGAACGUCUCUCUGUUGACUAUGGUAAAAAGUCCAAACUUGAAUUCGCCGUCUACCCGGCCCCCCAGGUAUCCACAGCAGUAGUGGAGCCUUACAACUCCAUCCUGACCACUCACACCACCCUGGAGCACUCCGACUGUGCCUUCAUGGUGGACAAUGAAGCCAUCUACGAUAUCUGCCGAAGAAACCUUGACAUUGAGAGACCAACCUACACCAACCUGAACAGGCUCAUUGGCCAGAUUGUGUCUUCAAUCACUGCUUCCCUGCGCUUUGAUGGAGCCCUGAACGUUGAUCUGACAGAGUUCCAGACCAACUUGGUGCCUUAUCCUCGCAUCCACUUCCCCCUCGCCACCUACGCACCAGUGAUCUCUGCUGAGAAAGCCUACCAUGAGCAGCUUUCUGUGGCCGACAUCACCAAUGCAUGCUUUGAGCCAGCUAAUCAGAUGGUGAAGUGUGACCCACGUCAUGGUAAAUACAUGGCCUGCUGUCUGCUGUAUCGUGGUGAUGUCGUGCCCAAAGAUGUCAACUCUGCCAUUGCCGCCAUCAAGACCAAACGCACCAUCCAGUUUGUGGACUGGUGCCCCACAGGCUUCAAGGUGGGCAUCAACUACCAGCCUCCAACCGUGGUUCCUGGAGGAGACCUGGCGAAGGUGCAGAGAGCCGUGUGCAUGCUGAGCAACACCACGGCCAUCGCCGAGGCCUGGGCCCGACUUGACCACAAGUUCGAUCUCAUGUACGCCAAGAGAGCCUUCGUCCACUGGUAUGUCGGAGAGGGAAUGGAGGAGGGAGAGUUCUCCGAAGCCAGAGAAGAUAUGGCCGCUUUGGAGAAGGAUUACGAAGAGGUGGGCACCGACAGUGUGGGAGAGGAGGAUGAGGAGGGAGAGGAGUAUUAACAGGGCCAAAACCACCACACAUUCCAAAUGUUGUUCUGAAAGCAACACAUUCCCAGUACAUUAACAAAUACUGAGGUGAUUUGUCUGUAUCCUGAAAUAAAGGCUGAAAUGAGCAUGU
Molecule: messenger RNA, 1603 nt
Organism: Fundulus heteroclitus (mummichog)
Lineage: Eukaryota; Metazoa; Chordata; Actinopteri; Cyprinodontiformes; Fundulidae
Gene: tuba8l3
Product: tubulin, alpha 8 like 3
Exons: 4
Coding region: 133-1485 (450 amino acids)
Biological process (GO): mitotic cell cycle; microtubule cytoskeleton organization
Cellular component (GO): cytoplasm; microtubule
Molecular function (GO): structural constituent of cytoskeleton; GTP binding
Source: RefSeq, a predicted model, not a curated record